CGCCGGGGUUGGCUGCGGCAGGGACCGCGGCGGCGGCGGCCUCGAGAGCGGUAGUGGUUUCUACUCUCCUUUAUUAGUUUCCUCCGCCCCCUCCCAUCGGACGUUGUUGUGUGGUUGCCUUAAAAAAAUCAACUUUAUUGUUCCUCAGCCCCACCUCUCGUCUCAGCGCGCGUCCUCAGGAUGCAGUGAGGCUGAGGGGAGGGGAGGCAGCGGCGGGUCGCGGUCCCGGUCCCUCUCCUCCGAGUACCCUGCCGGAGGGGAGGGAGUCACGAUGUCCGGUAGCCGCCAGGCCGGGUCGGGCUCCGCUGGGACUAGCCCUGGCUCUUCCGCGGCCUCCUCGUUGACUUCCGCCUCCUCGUCCUUAUCCUCUUCCCCGUCGCCCCCUUCCGUGGCGGCGUCGGCGACGGCGCUGGUGUCCGGCGGGGCGGCCCAGGCCGCGGGCUCGGGCGGCCUCGGGGGCUCCGUGCGGCCUGUGCUGGUGGCGGCUGCUGUGUCGGGCAGCGGCGUUGGGAGCGGCGGCGGGGCGGUGUCCGCGGGCCUGUCCCGGAUCAGCUGCACUACCAGGCCCAGCGCCGGCUUAGGUGGGAGCAGCUCCAGCCUAGGUAGCGGCAGCAGGAAGCGACCUUUGCUCACCCCUCUCUGCAACGGGCUCAUCAACUCCUACGAGGACAAAAGCAACGACUUCGUGUGCCCCAUCUGCUUUGAUAUGAUUGAGGAAGCAUAUAUGACAAAAUGCGGCCACAGUUUUUGCUACAAGUGUAUUCAUCAGAGUUUGGAGGACAAUAAUAGAUGUCCCAAGUGUAACUAUGUUGUGGAUAAUAUUGAUCAUCUGUAUCCUAAUUUCUUGGUGAAUGAGCUCAUUCUCAAACAGAAGCAAAGAUUUGAGGAAAAGAGGUUCAAAUUGGACCACUCAGUGAGUAGCACCAAUGGCCACCGGUGGCAGAUACUUCAGGAAUUUUUAGUAACUGACCAGGAUAACCUUGAUUUGGCCAAUGUCAACCUCAUGUUGGAGUUACUAGUGCAGAAGAAGAAACAACUGGAAGCAGAAUCACAUGCAGCCCAACUACAGAUCCUUAUGGAAUUCCUCAAAGUUGCAAGAAGAAAUAAGAGAGAGCAACUGGAACAGAUCCAGAAGGAGCUGAGUGUUCUGGAAGAGGAUAUUAAAAGAGUGGAAGAAAUGAGCGGCUUAUAUUCUCCUGUUAGUGAGGAUAGCACAGUGCCUCAAUUUGAAGCUCCCUCUCCAUCACACAGUAGUAUUAUUGAUUCCACAGAAUACAGCCAACCUCCAGGUUUCAGUGGCAGUUCUCAGACAAAGAAACAACCUUGGUAUAACAGCACAUUAGCAUCAAGAAGAAAACGACUCACUGCUCAUUUUGAAGACUUAGAGCAAUGUUACUUUUCUACAAGGAUGUCUCGCAUCUCAGAUGACAGUCGAACUGCAAGCCAGUUGGAUGAAUUUCAGGAAUGCUUGUCCAAGUUUACUCGAUAUAAUUCAGUACGACCUUUGGCCACAUUGUCAUAUGCUAGUGACCUUUAUAAUGGUUCCAGCAUAGUCUCUAGUAUUGAAUUUGACCGUGAUUGUGACUACUUUGCCAUUGCUGGAGUUACAAAGAAGAUUAAAGUCUAUGAAUAUGACACAGUCAUCCAGGAUGCAGUGGAUAUUCAUUACCCUGAGAAUGAAAUGACCUGCAAUUCAAAAAUCAGCUGUAUCAGUUGGAGUAGUUACCAUAAGAACCUGUUAGCUAGCAGUGAUUAUGAAGGUACUGUCAUCCUAUGGGAUGGAUUCACAGGACAGAGAUCAAAGGUCUAUCAAGAGCAUGAGAAGAGGUGCUGGAGUGUUGACUUUAAUUUGAUGGAUCCUAAACUCUUGGCUUCAGGUUCUGAUGAUGCAAAAGUGAAGCUGUGGUCUACCAACCUAGACAACUCAGUGGCAAGCAUUGAGGCCAAGGCUAAUGUGUGCUGUGUCAAAUUCAGCCCCUCUUCUAGAUACCAUUUGGCUUUCGGCUGUGCAGAUCACUGUGUCCACUACUAUGAUCUUCGUAACACUAAACAGCCAAUCAUGGUAUUCAAAGGACAUCGAAAAGCAGUCUCUUAUGCUAAGUUCGUGAGUGGUGAGGAAAUUGUGUCUGCAUCAACAGACAGUCAGCUAAAGCUGUGGAAUGUGGGAAAACCAUACUGUUUGCGUUCCUUCAAGGGUCAUAUCAAUGAAAAAAACUUUGUAGGCCUAGCUUCCAAUGGAGAUUAUAUAGCUUGUGGAAGUGAGAACAACUCUUUAUACCUGUACUAUAAGGGACUUUCUAAGACAUUGCUAACAUUUAAGUUUGAUACGGUCAAAAGUGUUCUGGACAAAGAUCGAAAAGAAGAUGAUACAAAUGAGUUUGUUAGUGCUGUGUGCUGGAGGGCACUGCCAGAUGGGGAGUCCAAUGUGCUGAUUGCUGCUAACAGUCAGGGUACAAUUAAGGUGCUAGAGCUGGUAUGAAGAGAUUGGUUUAUUCAAGUUAAAUUGUACUUGGUCCUACUGAAAUACAUCUGCAGCUGGCAAUGAGAGAAGAAACAGAAACUAUCAUGUGAUAUCUCUCCCCAGAGUCAUCAUGGGUUUUGGUUUUGCUUUGAGUAUUUUUUCCUUUUCUUUUUUUCCCUCGUUUAUGACCUUUGGGGCACUGGGAAUACCCAGUGAGCUCUCUGCCAUCAGUGUAACUCCAUGGACUUUGCUGCUGUUGGUGGUGUGGUUAUCUAAUUUUUGUGAUAGGGAAAUAAAUUCUUUUGAAUAAAAAUAAAUAACAAAAAAUAAUAAAAGUUUAUUGAGCCACA
This is a messenger RNA of Choloepus didactylus (southern two-toed sloth), 2811 nucleotides long. RefSeq names its product COP1 E3 ubiquitin ligase (gene COP1). The transcript is spliced from 20 exons. Gene Ontology annotation, molecular function: protein binding; ubiquitin protein ligase activity. The record is from RefSeq and is a predicted model, not a curated record. The coding region runs from base 272 to 2479 and encodes 735 amino acids. NCBI's taxonomy places the organism in Eukaryota, Metazoa, Chordata, Mammalia, Pilosa, Megalonychidae. Gene Ontology annotation, biological process: proteasome-mediated ubiquitin-dependent protein catabolic process.